This is a messenger RNA of Magnolia sinica, 1260 nucleotides long. Its product is annotated as homeobox protein knotted-1-like 6. Gene Ontology annotation, cellular component: nucleus. The record is from RefSeq and is a predicted model, not a curated record. The transcript is spliced from 5 exons. Lineage: Eukaryota; Viridiplantae; Streptophyta; Magnoliopsida; Magnoliales; Magnoliaceae. Gene Ontology annotation, biological process: regulation of DNA-templated transcription. Bases 143 to 1093 code for a protein of 316 amino acids. Gene Ontology annotation, molecular function: DNA binding; DNA-binding transcription factor activity, RNA polymerase II-specific.
ACAACUCGAGAACUCACCAGCAGACUUCUCAGCUGCUACUCCAUCUCUGGAAAAUAGAAAAAUAUAGAAGAAAAUCUAUCUUUUCUCUCUCUAUUUAUACAGCAAAAACCCUAUCCGCUUCUCUUCGGGAAUUUGAUUGCAGAUGGAGGAGAUGUAUGGCCUCCAUCCGACCGUCGAUUACUCGGGCCAUCCUUCAAUGUCGCCCGAGAAUCUCGUCGUCUCGCAGGCAGAUUUGCAGAGCAUUUUCUCGGCGGGUGGCUUCCGCGACCGGAUCCCGAUCUUCGGGUCGGACCCGAUGUUUCAAGCCCCGGCGAUCUCUGAUGCCUCGAUCUCGCCGGAAAUUCGUGCAGGAGAUGAGAUUUCGAGCGCUAUGAAGGCGAAGAUCGCUUCUCAUCCUCGAUAUCCGAGGUUGCUGGAAGCUUAUAUAGAUUGUCAGAAGGUGGGAGCUCCUCCGGAAGUCGUUUCUCUCUUGGACGAAAUCCGUCGGGAAAACGAUGUCUCUAAAUGCAACGCCGUUUCGACUCGGUUAGGAGCCGAUCCCGAGCUCGAUGAGUUCAUGGAAACGUACUGUGAUGUUUUGGUGAAAUACAAAUCCGAUCUCGCUAGACCGUUCGAUGAGGCUACGACCUUCUUGAGCAAUAUCGAAAUGCAGCUCAGCAAUCUCUGCAAAGGAGCUUCUAGAAGUUGCCCUUCCGAUGAACCUGCGGGAUCGUCAGAGGAAGAAUUCAGUGGAGGCGAGAUCGAGGUUCAAGAAAUUCCGCCACGAGGUGAAGAUCGAGAGCUAAAGGAUAAGCUUCUCCGCAAGUAUAGUGGCUACCUAAGUAGCCUGAAGCAGGAAUUUUCAAAGAAGAAGAAGAAAGGAAAGCUCCCGAAGGAGGCCAGGCAGACGCUACUUGACUGGUGGAAUGUUCACUACAAAUGGCCGUAUCCAACGGAAUCUGAUAAGAUCGCUUUGGCUGAAUCGACGGGCCUAGAUCAGAAACAGAUAAACAACUGGUUUAUAAACCAGAGAAAGCGCCACUGGAAGCCAUCGGAGAACAUGCAGUUUGCUGUGAUGGACAGCCUUUCUGCACCCUUUUAUGUGGAUGAUUGAGGUGGGGCCCACCUUAUUUUGUUAUGUGUAUAUUCAUGAACUGUUCUCCUGCAUGGUACUGAAGGCAAUGCUUACAUAGUUCAAUUGUCUAAAAGCUCUUUCUACUGUUCCUGGGUCUUCAACACUAUUCUUUGAUACCAUGAGCUGCCAGAUUGUGCUUUUCUUUA